Molecule: messenger RNA, 2757 nt
Organism: Elgaria multicarinata webbii
Lineage: Eukaryota; Metazoa; Chordata; Lepidosauria; Squamata; Anguidae
Product: vomeronasal type-2 receptor 1-like
Exons: 6
Coding region: 1-2757 (918 amino acids)
Biological process (GO): G protein-coupled receptor signaling pathway
Cellular component (GO): plasma membrane
Molecular function (GO): G protein-coupled receptor activity; olfactory receptor activity
Source: RefSeq, a predicted model, not a curated record
AUGGCCUGCCCAAAGUUGUGGGUGCUUAUAGGAUUAUUUAUACAUGUGCUGCAGUGCGCGCCCACCCUGGGAGAAGAAGCCGCUGAGGCGGAAGAGGAAGAAUGUAGGUUGCUUGGGAAAUUUGAUUUACGUGGCUAUGUAGAAGCAGAGCAGGCCAUGCACGUGAUUGGAGGGAUGUUCCCGAUUCACUUCAGGACCAUAUUGGAAGAAGAUCCGACUAGUACACCACCAAUGUCUCCACAAUGUGAGGGGUUUAACUUCCGAGGUUACCGCUGGGUCAAAGCCAUGAUACAUGCCAUCAACGAUAUUAACAAAAGAGAUGACAUUCUACCAAACAUAACACUUGGCUACCAGAUCUAUGACACGUGCUUUACAAUGUCCAAGACAGUUGAGAAUUCGUUGGCGUUCCUUACUGGGCAGAAUGAAACGACCCCUGUCUUCCGAUGCAGUACUGGAGCUCCUCUAGCAGCUGUCGUUGGAGCUGGUGGAUCAACUCUUUCCAUUGCUUCCUCAAGAAUCCUUGGGCUUUACUAUUUCCCUCAGGUUGGCUAUGCCUCCUCUUCCUUACUUCUCUCUGAUAAGUAUCAGUUCCCUACCUACCUUCGAACUAUCCCGAGUGAUGUGGUACAGUCUUUGGGAAUGGCGAAUUUGGUUCACCAUUUUGGCUGGAGAUGGGUUGGAACGAUAGCAGCAGACGACGAUUACGGGAAGUACGGCGUCAAAGCUUUUAAAGAAAAGGUGGAAACCCCCAACACCUGCAUCGCCUUCUCGGAAACAAUCCCCAAAAUCUAUUCCAGGAAAAAGAUCAUGGAGGUUGUUGGCGUUGUGAAAGAAACCAACGCCACCGUCAUUGUGAUCUACUCAUCUGAUAUAGACUUUCAUCCUUUAGUGGAAGAGCUUAUCAUUAGCAAUGUCACUGGAAAAACCUGGAUAGCGAGUGAGGCAUGGGUCACGUCAGCCUUAAUUGCCAAGCCUGAAUAUUUCCCACUCCUCGGUGGGACGAUUGGGUUUGGGAUAAAAAGGGGUGAAAUACCAGGCCUCAGAGAAUUUCUUCUAGACAUACACCCGGGUAAAAACCCUGAAGAUGACUUGGCCAUUGAAUUUUGGCAGUCUGCGUUCAAUUGUACUUGGCCCAACAGCAACAUCUCGUAUAAUACCGACAACAGGAAAAAUGUCACUGGCCAUGAGAACAUAAUUGAUUUUUCUUCAGAUCAGCUCUGCACUGGAGAUGAGAAACUUGAAGACCUUAAUAACACAUACCUAGAUGUUUCAGAACUUAGGAUAACGUAUAAUGUCUAUAAGGCUGUAUAUGCAGUUGCUUAUGGUCUUGACAAGUUACGCCUCUGUGAUCCAAGAAGAGGACCAUUCCAACCAGGCAGCACGUGCACCAGCAUUGAUGAGUUUGAGCCCUGGCAGCUAAUGUACUAUAUGAAGAAUGAGAUGCAGUUCACAGUUCUUGAUGAGGAUGUAAACAUAAAUGACAAGGGAGACGUGUAUACUCCAUAUGACAUUCUAAACUGGCAAAUGAAUGAAACUGGUCAUAUUUCCUUUGUGAAAGUUGGAAUAUUUAACAUGACUAGUGAAACAAACAAGGAGCUUGUUGUAAAUAAUGAAUCAAUAUUUUGGAACAAUCCGUCAGGAACACGGCAGCGCUCCGCAUGUAAUAACAACUGCCAACCUGGUUAUCGGAAGGGAAUCCUGCAGGGGAAGCCCUCUUGUUGUUAUGACUGUAUACGGUGUGCGGAAGGACAGUUCAGUGCAACUACAGAUGCAAGGGAAUGUAAACCAUGCGCCGAAGAUUACUGGUCCAACGAGCAGAGAAGCGCCUGCGAUCUUAAGGCUGUGGAAUUUUUGGCUUAUGAUGAAGCUUUAGGAAUGACGUUGAUAGCACUGUCUGUAUUCGGGGCUUGCGUCGUCCUGGCUGUGACUGGUGUCUAUAUUAAGUUCAGAAGCACGCCUCUUGUGAAAGCCAACGAUCGCGAGCUGAGCUUCCUCAUUCAGUUUUCUCUCGUCUCAACCUUAAUGACCUCCAUCCUCUUUAUUGGUAAGCCAGAAGACUGGUCGUGCCAAGCCCGCCAAGUGGCCCUCGCCUUGGCUUUUUCUGUUUGCCUCUCUUGUCUCUUGGCGAAGACGGUGAUGCUCUUCCUGACGCAGUUGGCGAAAAAUUCAAAGGUGGCAGAGAAAGUCCGCAUGUGCAUGAGGCCCAUUUUCCAAAAAAUCAUCGUCCUCUUCGCCAUCCUGGCCGAAGCGGGCAUUGCUUCCACUUACCUCAUACUUGAUCCUCCCAGUAUGUUCAAAAACACCCAGUUCACAGUGCUGAAAAUCAUUUUCGAAUGCAACGAGGGCUCCAUCUUGUUCUUGUGCGUUAUGUUCGGGUUUGACGUGUUCCUCGCCAUCCUCUGCUUCCUCACUGCCUUCGUGGCUCGUAAGCUGCCCGAUAACUUUAACGAAGGCAAGUUUGUCACCUUUGGGAUGCUGGUCUUCUUCAUUGUCUGGAUAUCGUUCGUGCCUGCUUACUUAAGCACGAGAGGGAAGUUCAAAGUGGCCGUGGAGAUAUUUGCCAUUUUGGCCUCCAGCUUUGGCUUGCUAGGGUGCUUCUUUGUACCGAAGUGCUACAUUAUUUUGCUGAAACCUCUAAGAAACACAGAAGAAAUCGUAGGUGGCAGAGUGACCUUGAACGACAAGAGUGCACCACCAACCUCUGCCUCCUGCACCAGUGAAAUCAACACGGUCUCCACCACAGUUCUUGAUGAGUAG